Molecule: messenger RNA, 1182 nt
Organism: Cuscuta epithymum
Lineage: Eukaryota; Viridiplantae; Streptophyta; Magnoliopsida; Solanales; Convolvulaceae
Source: the annotation of a GenBank genome assembly
GGCGAGCUCAACCUCAUCUUUCUUCCCACUCUCUUUUCCGCACUGUUCCAUAUCCAGGAAGUGUAAGAAGAAUUCCAAUUUUGUUAUUUCAGAUGGUAAAAUUCGGAAUCCUUCACUAGCUUGUUCUGCUUCCAAGAAGAAAUUAGGUUUCAUGGACCAAAUUCUUGAUUAUAUUGAAGGGGGUCCAAAGUUAAGGAAAUGGUAUGGGGCACCAGACACCCUCUCGAAAGAUAGACCUCUGGACAUGGAGGGUGAAGCUUCAGAUGAAGAUCAAGUUAGGGAUGCAGUUUUGGUAACGGAUGGGGAUAAUGAGAUUGGUCAGAUGAUUAUAUUGUCAUUGAUAGUCAAAAGAACUCGGGUCAAAGUGCUAGUUAAGGAUAAGAAGGCUGCUAGGGAGGCAUUUGGCACUUAUGUUGAGCCAAUUGUUGGAGAUGUGAAGAACCAGUCAUGUUUAAAGACAGCUCUCAAGGGUGUUCGUGCAGUUAUAUUCUCAAGUGAGGGGUCCGCAUCUAACAUUCAGAGCUGGAAUGGGUUGCAACAUGUCAUCCUAUUGUCACAGGGUUGCAGUUAUAUGCUUAUAGAGGUGCUAGUGGUAUUCAAGCAUUGAUGAUUAGCAACGCAAGAAAACUAGCAGAGCAAGAUGAAAGGGCUGUUCUGGCAUCAGGAAUCCCUUGCACCAUAAUUAGAACCGGCUCAUUGACUAAUGUUCCUGGUGGACAGCAAGGUUUCAGCUUUGAAGAGGGGAGUGCAGGGCUUGGAAAACUAAGCAAGGAAGAUGCUGCCUUCUUAUGUGUGGAGGCUCUGGAUGCAGUACCACAAACCGGACUGGUAUUUGAGGUUGUAAAUGGAAAAGAGAAGGUUUUGGAUUGGAGGAAGUGUUUUGCAGGCCUAAUGAAAAAAUCAUUGAAGCCGACAUUGUGAUUACUGGACAAAGAAUUACUUCUCGUAGUGAAUGACAAAGUUAUGGCAUGUUAAUUCAAUAUAUGCAAAGCUGUACUUUGAGUGCAUAGUAUGAAUGAACUGAUUUUUUAAAAACUGCAUUUUAUUUGAAAGGAAUAUAAUUUGGCAACGUACAAUUUAGAUUUGACACAUGUUCUUGUUGUAAUCAUUGUGUUAUAUUAUACGAGUACUCCGUAGUCCGUAUUAUUUAACUGAAAAACGUAAGAAGUAUGUAUUUAAUUU